This is a messenger RNA of Mycosarcoma maydis (corn smut), 1032 nucleotides long. RefSeq names its product 1-acylglycerol-3-phosphate O-acyltransferase SLC1. Gene Ontology annotation, molecular function: 1-acylglycerol-3-phosphate O-acyltransferase activity. The record is from RefSeq and is a predicted model, not a curated record. The coding region runs from base 1 to 1032 and encodes 343 amino acids. NCBI's taxonomy places the organism in Eukaryota, Fungi, Basidiomycota, Ustilaginomycetes, Ustilaginales. Gene Ontology annotation, cellular component: endoplasmic reticulum; membrane. The transcript has a single exon. Gene Ontology annotation, biological process: phosphatidic acid biosynthetic process.
AUGGCGGUGCUUUCGAAAUCGUUCUCGACGCUCACAGCAGGAGCGCUGCUUCUGCUGGCGCUCAUCUCGCCUCGUUCGCAGAAGCUGCGCUUCUACCUGAACUCAAUCAUCUACAUUGCUGGCCUCGGCAUCUGCUCGGUCUGGGGCAUCUUUGUCUCGAUCUUGCUCUCUCUCGUCCCAGGCCAACGUCUAAAUAUCAACAAAGUCGUCGCACGCUCCUUCUGGCGUCUCACUUCCCCGCUCGUUGGCAUCCGCUUCAUCGUCGAGGGCGAAGAACACUUCCAAGCCGCUCGUCCCGCUGUUGUGGUCGGCAACCACCAAACCGCGAUGGACAUCCUCUAUCUCGGCCGCAUCUUCCCGGGAAAUGCAUCGAUUAUGGCUAAAAAAGAGCUGCAAUUUGCGCCGUUGUUGGGUCAGUUCAUGUCUCUGUCCGGAGCAGUGUUUAUCAAUCGUAAAAACUUGAAGGAUAGCAUCAAGGCUUUCCAGCAAGUGGGCGAGACGAUGAACAACAAGAAGCUUUCCCUCUGGAUUUUUCCCGAAGGAACCAGGUCGGGUCUAGCAACACCGGAUCUGUUGCCGUUCAAGAAGGGAGCUUUCCACCUUGCCAUUCAAGCAGGCGUCCCCGUCGUGCCCGUGGUAUGCGAAAACUAUAACCGGCUCUUCGACUCGCGGUCCAGAUUCGAAUCCGGCACGAUCAGGAUCAAAGUGCUUGCGCCGAUUCCAACAAAACACCUCACCGCUGCUGACGCAAACGAGCUCACUGAAAAAGUUAGGCAGUUGAUGCUCGAUGAGUUGAGAAACAUGGACGCCGAACGUCAGAGAACCGACACCGCCGCCAGCGUCAACAACGACGAGGCGAGCAUGGCUGGCGUAGCUGGUUUCUUCAGCAAAUUCGUCGGCACCGCAAACAGCUGGCAGAGCGUCAACAGCAACGUAGACAAGCAGGAGAAGCGCUUGAGACAGAACGGCACCACGGGCGAGAACCCAGAGGAUUAUCAUCUCGUCUCCGAAGCUCAGAAAAAAUCCAACUGA